Cyprinodon variegatus (sheepshead minnow) is the source of this 939-nucleotide messenger RNA. RefSeq names its product granzyme B-like. Gene Ontology annotation, molecular function: serine-type endopeptidase activity. The transcript has 5 exons. NCBI's taxonomy places the organism in Eukaryota, Metazoa, Chordata, Actinopteri, Cyprinodontiformes, Cyprinodontidae. The record is from RefSeq and is a predicted model, not a curated record. Gene Ontology annotation, biological process: proteolysis. Bases 64 to 804 code for a protein of 246 amino acids.
AGCUGUCAGAGCAAUCUGUCUCAGCUGCUCAGAGCCGUCGCUCCUCUAGACUGGGAUCCUGUCAUGCUGUCACACGAAAAAGCGGCAGUGCUGUUGCUUUUGCUAAGUUCUUGUGGUCCAGUUUAUCCAGGAAAAAUCACUGGAGGCCACGUGGUUGUGCCACACAGCAGGCCGUACAUGGUGCUGGUGGAGAGAACCAUGCCGAAUGGAGAUAUAAUCAACUGUGGGGGAUUCCUUUUGAAUGAGGACUUUGUAAUGACAGCUGCCCAUUGUAAAGCCAAGGAAUACUUAAUUUAUCUUGGGCUUCACGAUGUGGAUAAUAAGGACAAUGCGGAGCGCAUUACUGUGGAGCAAGCAUUUCCUCAUUCGCAUUUCAACAGUAACACAUAUAUCAAUGAUAUCAUGCUACUUAAGCUGAGCUCCAAGGCAAACUUUAGCAGUAAUGUGAAACCCAUUAAUUUGGCAAGCAACGAUGCUGAGGCUCUGCCAAAGUCAUGUAGUGUCUCCGGCUGGGGUAAAACAGAAGACAAUGGCUACCUUUCCCCAUUACUCAUGGAAAUCAAUAUAACAUUGAUUAAAAAUGAAACCUGCAAAAAGGAAAACGCAUACUGCUCACAGGGAAAGAAUGGACCAAAUGAAGGAGACUCUGGCGGUCCGUUGGUUUGUGAACCAGGACUAGCUUAUGGAGUGGUGUCGACUAUGUUGCAGCCACACGCAAAUGAGCCCCGUCUGUAUAGAUAUGCCCGAAUACCUGACUACAAAGGCUGGAUCAUCUCCACUGUAAAAGCAGCUAAAGCAAAAUAAUCAUAUACAUGCUACGGGGUUUCAUUGGGCCUUCACAUUUAUCUGCCAAAUAACUGAGUGGUAUUUAGGCCAAAAUACUUGGCCUAACAACAAGUGAUACAAUUUACUUGUUUAUAUUUCUGUUCUUCAUCAUGA